AACAAGUGUCCCUCACUCCAAUUUUCUCAAAACCAUAAUUAAAUAUACCUAAACCCAAAAGUCCCUUUUACAUAUACAUACUUUACAUUUUCAUAUGUACCUAACAACUUAAGAAAUCCUUUACUUUCCUCAUUUUCUUCUAAUCCUUACACAAUUCUCACAUCAAUUCCCAUCAAAACAAUCAUGGAUCCUCAAAGUAAAAUUCCGCUAAGAAUUCUCAAUUUGAUCUUACUACUUGUGUGUGUUACUCUUCCAAUUAAUGCUAUGGAAUCAAGAAAGCUUGUUGAGAAGUGCACACCAUGUGGUGACACUCCAAUAUAUUCACCACCUCCAAUAAUAUACAAUUCACCACCACCACCAAUUGUGUAUCCAUCACCACCACCACCAUCUCCGUCACCGCCGCCAAUAGUAUACUAUUCACCACCACCACCUUCACCUAAGAAACCUCCCUCGGCAAAUUGUCCUCCACCACCAUCAUCACCAUCAUCAUCAUCAUCACCAUAUGUAUACAUGACUGGACCGCCGGGGAACCUGUAUCCAGUUGAUGUGAAUUUCAGUGGAUCAGGAGCAACCCCCAACGGCCGCGCGAGUUUUGCUGGAUUCUUGCCACUUUUGGUUUGUUUGUUGAGCCUUCUAGUCCUUUGAUGAUUAGUUUGAGGUUGAAGUACUCAAAAAAUGAGUAGAAGAGAAUACAUAUAUAUAAGGUAAGAGGCAAGAAAAGCUAGUGCUCAAAAUUUAGUGUUUAACAUGUUCCAUAUGCUUUGGUUAAAUAUGUGAUCCCAAUUUGUUGAUCAUACAAUGUUUAUUUUCAUUUCUACGUAUAGUAUCUUUGAUCCAAUAAAUCUUAUGUACCAUAGAGAAAGUAAUAAAUUUAUGUAAGUCUUUUUUUAUGACAUUUGCAAUCUUUUCUUGAGUUUGUCUGUAAAUUUUGAUUAAGAUUAUGUGCAGAUUAAUUCUGGUUGAACUAAAUAUCAACUGUUGGAUUGAUUGUUCAUGUGCAUCCAAUUCAAUCAAAUCAGUUUGAUCGA
This is a messenger RNA of Medicago truncatula (barrel medic), 1028 nucleotides long. Its product is annotated as leucine-rich repeat extensin-like protein 1. NCBI's taxonomy places the organism in Eukaryota, Viridiplantae, Streptophyta, Magnoliopsida, Fabales, Fabaceae. The transcript has a single exon. The record is from RefSeq and is a predicted model, not a curated record. Bases 184 to 645 code for a protein of 153 amino acids.